AUGGAGGUGAUCCAGCUGAACCUCAACCACUGUGAGCUGGCUCAGCAGGUGCUGUGGCAAACGUUGGUAGAGGCGAAUGUGGACGUGGCGCUACUCUCGGAGCCAUACCAGGUGCCCGUUGGUGACCAAAGCUGGGUGGUAGACAAGACGGGGAAAGCAGCAAUCCUAGCUGGGGGUAAGUACCCCAUCCAGAGCGUCAUCUGCAGGGAUCACGAGGGGUUCGUCAUAGCCGUGAUAAACUCGAUAGUGUGCUGCAGCAUUUACGCUCCCCCCAGUUGGUCCCCCGCAAAAUUCGAAGAGUUUCUCAACACGCUGUCGAUGGAGCUAGCUGGUAGAGGAGCAGUGGUCGUCGGGGGCGAUUUCAAUGCUUGGUCAGUGGAAUGGGGUAGCAACUCCACAAACCAGCGAGGAACGAGUGUUGCAGAAUGCUUCGCGAUGCUGGACCUGCAGCUGCUCAACGACGGCGAAACAAGUACCUUUCGGAGAAAUGGCAGGACAUCUAUAGUGGACGUGACCUUCUGCAGUCAACGGCUGGCAACUGGAGCAGAUUGGAGAGUGCUAGAGGACGAUACCCUCAGUGACCACCAAGCCAUUCGCUUCUCGGUGGGACAUACCCGUGGUCCAUCAGGAAGCGGAUAUGGGGUCACGGGAGGAUGGAGGACGCAGUGCUUCCACUCGGACACGUUCCUGGCAGCUCUAAGCCUCGGGGGCUUUGGCAUCGCACCAACCAGUGCCGCUAAACUGGUAGACGUCUUAUCGGACGCGUGUGAUGCAACAAUGCCGAGGAGGAGGCCAUCCAGCUCGAAACGUCGGCCGAAGUACUGGUGGAACCAAGCCAUCAAGGAGCUAAGGACGGCGUGCACCACGGCCCGUAGGAAGCAGCUGAGAGCCCGCUCCGAUGUGUGUCGGGAGGAGCUGAAGCUGGUGUACCAAGCUGCCAGAUCGGCCCUGAAAAGGGAGAUCAAAGCCAGCAAAAGGCGGUGCUUCCUCGACCUCUGUCGCGAAGCCGAGAGAAAUGUGUGGGGCAACGCGUACAGGGUCGUUGUGAACAAGCUGAAGGGCCAGCCCCCGCCGGAAAGGUGCCCAACCAGACUUCGUGCCUUCAUAGAGGAGCUGUUUCCGCAGCACGAUCUCACGACUCGUGUCCUAUCGUCGUCACCAGCUGAGGAGCUGUCCACGGGGGUGGUGCCGGUGACCAACGAGGAGCUGCUGGACGCCGUUAGGCUGCUGAGGCUGGACAAAGCUCCGGGCCCGGACGGGAAUCCCGAAUGUGGCGCUGAAGGCUGCGGUGCAGGCGUAUCCGGAAGUGUUCAGGGAGUCGUUUCAGCGGCUUCUGGAAACGGGAGAGUUCCCUGCUGUAUGGAAGAGGCAGAAGCUAGUCCUUCUGCCGAAGCCAGGGAAAGGUGUGGGCGGCCCUCCCUCAUUCAGACCUCUGGGGCUGCUGGACACAACUGGUAA
This is a messenger RNA of Anopheles coustani, 1458 nucleotides long. RefSeq lists its product as uncharacterized. The transcript has a single exon. Bases 1 to 1458 code for a protein of 485 amino acids. Gene Ontology annotation, molecular function: catalytic activity. The record is from RefSeq and is a predicted model, not a curated record. NCBI's taxonomy places the organism in Eukaryota, Metazoa, Arthropoda, Insecta, Diptera, Culicidae.